ACCACAGAUCGUAAUGGAUGUGCAUGAGUUUACGGACGGAAAGGUGAAGGUGAGAGUGGUCGGCGAGAGAGAGCUGGUGGUGGAAGGAAGCACAGAGAAGGAGGAAGAAGGAAACUCAUCCAUCUCCUCACACUCAUUCAGACGCCGUUUCUCCCUGCCUCGCCAAACUGACAUGGCAGCCAUCACUUCUGUCAUGUCUUCCGAUGGCAUACUAACAAUCACUGCACCCAAAGUGGAGGGUAAACAGGAAUGUCUGGAAGAAUCCAAAGAAAUAUCUGGAAAUAGAAGACUUAGCAAGGAAGAAGAAUCACGCGAUGCCAAAAGGCUCUGUGUAUCAAAAGUCUGAAAAUUCAUUUCCUCUGACCAAAAUGGGACUCUUUUUCCACGACUCCUUCUUCAAGGACUCUACGGAAGACUUUAGGAAAGCUGUUAGGGAAAUCCUGAGAAGAUGGGGAGAAGCGUCUCCGGAAGUCGAUGAACUGACCCGCUACAGAAUCCUUCGAUCCCGAGAUUCGCGAGAAGAGACUCAGGCCGUCACGUCUUUGGAGGAUGACCGUCAUCAUAAGUUUGUCAUUGACGUUCAUGAUUUUAUGGACGGCGGAGAGGUCAGCGCGAAGGCUGUGAACGAGCGAGAGUUGGUGGUUGAGGGUCACUUGGAGAAGAAGGGAGACGGUUCCAAGUCCAGCAAGCGGUUCCUUCGACGCUUCGUUGUUCCUGGAGACAUUCACUUUGUCCGCCCCCCUUUUUGUUGCCUGAGCUUGUUGAUCGAGACGCAUCACUCCGCGUUGUCCUCCGACGGAAUUCUUAGCGUUAUCUCGACUAAGAAAGGCAAAUCCGACGAGAAGACGAGCACCAAAGGCUUUUCGAGCGAGACGAGGACCCGAAUGGAGAACAAGACAGACAGCGGCCACAGCUGGGAGGAGAAAAACGUGGCAGAGUCUUCGAAAGAGGCCGACGGUUACAGCGUCCGCACGUUCGCCUCUAGUUCCCGCGCUCACCACCAUCAUUCCUACACGAACCAUUUCUAA
Messenger RNA from Penaeus monodon (black tiger shrimp), 1028 nucleotides. RefSeq lists its product as uncharacterized. Bases 315 to 1028 code for a protein of 237 amino acids. The record is from RefSeq and is a predicted model, not a curated record. The transcript is spliced from 4 exons. Lineage: Eukaryota; Metazoa; Arthropoda; Malacostraca; Decapoda; Penaeidae.